AUGAAGGCAGUUCACGGUCACCAGAGGCAGGAGUAACACCACCAUGGCCGCGUGAAACAGUGUCUUCAUUGCAAGCCUCAUCAAAAGUAUAUGUGUGCAAGCUAAUAAAAAUAUUAGCAGUUGUGAGCACCAUGGGAAUUCUGAGUGGACUGGCAGUGGGAGUCUGGCUUUUAGUAGUUAAAUUCUUUAUAAAACCGAUGGCCUCUCAGGGCUCAGUAGAAUUUGGAGACACCAAGGAAACCUCAUUCUGCAACAUUACAGAUGACAUUCCUGUACCUGACCACAAAAAAGUUUUUUACAGAAUAAGCUCAGAGAACUCUUUACUUGAAAUACAACUGGAAAAAUUGCAAUCCUGGCUUCCAGUAUGCUAUGAAAGAUGGAAUGCGAGUCUUGGAAACUCAAUUUGCCGACAUCUUGGAUACCUAAGGCUCACAAAACACAAAGGAGUCAAUCUUACAGACAUUGGACCCAAUUAUACGGAUGGAUUUGUUCAAAUUAAUGCAGAUGCCAAAAAUGAUCUAAAGAAUAUAUGGCAGUUCAGGGGAAGUUGUGUUACAGGGAAAGUUAUUGCACUGAAGUGUUUCGAUUGUGGCACACGAGCAAAACUACCGAGAAUAAUUGGAGGAACUGAGGCAAAUUUGGGAAGAUGGCCAUGGCAAGUGAGUCUUUAUCAAAGCUCAAAACACAUUUGCGGAGGCUCUAUAAUAACUAACCAAUGGAUAGUGACUGCUGCACACUGUGUACACAAUUAUAGGUUACCUCAGGUUUCCAGUUGGAUUGUUUAUGCUGGAAUAGUGACUCAAAGUUCAGUAAAACUGGAGGAAAACUCUGGCUAUUCUGUUGAGAAGAUAAUUUACAAUGAAAAGUACCACCACCGAAGUCAUGAUAAUGACAUUGCAUUAAUGAAGUUAAAACUGCCUCUGAACUUUACUGAUACGGUUAGACCAGUCUGCCUCCCACAAUAUGAGGAAGAAUUUGCAGGUGGCACUCGCUGUUGGAUAUCUGGAUGGGGCCACACAAGGCCAGAUGAUGCACACAUUCCUGAUAUGUUAAAGGAAGCAAGUGUUCCCUUGAUCAGCACAAAGAAAUGCAACAGCUCCUGUAUGUAUAAUGGAGAAAUCACUCCCAGAAUGCUGUGUGCUGGCUACCCUGAAGGCAAUAUAGAUGCAUGUCAGGGUGACAGCGGAGGGCCUCUGGUGUGCCAAGAUGAAAACGUCUGGCGUUUGAUUGGGGUGGUCAGCUGGGGUACAGGAUGUGCUGAGCCCAAUCACCCAGGAGUCUAUGCUAAAGUAUCAGAGUUUCUGGACUGGAUUUAUGAAAUAAUUGAGAGCUAUUAAUCUGUUCUACAAACCUACAAUGGAAAAAGCAGGCGCAGAACAUUGAUGGUUGUAUUAUUAGUGCCCUGAAGAAAAAAGAAACCAACAUUAUCAAAAAUGGAAUGAAACCUUGCUAA
Molecule: messenger RNA, 1453 nt
Organism: Polypterus senegalus (gray bichir)
Lineage: Eukaryota; Metazoa; Chordata; Cladistia; Polypteriformes; Polypteridae
Gene: tmprss5
Product: transmembrane serine protease 5
Exons: 12
Coding region: 132-1337 (401 amino acids)
Biological process (GO): proteolysis
Cellular component (GO): membrane
Molecular function (GO): serine-type endopeptidase activity
Source: RefSeq, a predicted model, not a curated record